AUGGAGGCGACAUACUAUCGUGAUGUACUCAGCGAAAUGGGAGAGGGUGUUGUUCGUACUUCAGUGAUUCAUACCGCUCCUGCUUGUACAAGUAUUCUUGACUCAGAAAGUGAUGAUGAAGCGAAAAAUCUUCUGCCUACUUCCAGGCAUUCAGCAGAAGAACAGUGGCAUCCCAUUGGUGAAUCCUGGCGCAACGAACAACUUCGUUUAUCGCUUGAAAGAGGGAGCACUAAUCUUCUUGUUUUUCCUUAUUGCGAGUCCUCUCCACAUGGCGAGAGAGGAUAUGAAGCUGUCGAACAUGAUUUUUCUCGAAUCGAAAGCAUUAAAAGAAAUCACGGGUUUUGUUUUGACUUCUUUUCCAGACAUCGUCGUGGGAACUUGGAAAAUCGUCAACUGCAAGUUCGAUGCAUAGGCAUGUCGGCUUCAUUCAUUGAGCGCUUCAACAAUUCAUUCCGGAAGUCACCUUACCAUUGUUAA
This is a messenger RNA of Angiostrongylus costaricensis, 477 nucleotides long. The record is from the annotation of a GenBank genome assembly. Lineage: Eukaryota; Metazoa; Nematoda; Chromadorea; Rhabditida; Metastrongylidae.